Molecule: messenger RNA, 633 nt
Organism: Aegilops tauschii subsp. strangulata
Lineage: Eukaryota; Viridiplantae; Streptophyta; Magnoliopsida; Poales; Poaceae
Source: RefSeq, a predicted model, not a curated record
AUGGCCGGCCCCGGCCCUCGAUGCGCCCCCGACGCCUCCCGGGUCCGGGCAGCCGCAGCCCCAGUUGCGGGCCUCACCGCCGCCCGCUGCCGCGCCUCAAUGGCCACAGUGGCCGGCCCCGACCCUCGCUGCACCCCCACGCCAGCCGGGUCCGUACCGCCGCAGCUGCCGGCCCCGCCCCCGCCCAGCACGGGGCCCGGGUCACCCACGCAGGGAGGCGUACCGAUCCAGCAAGUGCGCUUCCCGCCGUCACCGUCCCCAAUACCGGCCUGGCUGGCCGGAUCAUCGCCGCCACCCAUCUACACAUCGGCUGGCGACCCGCCGGCACCCACUCUGCAGUUCGGUGAUCCCUCCGGCUCGGCGGGGCACUCCAAGGCCGCGGCCAUGCUGACCGGGCGCCCCAAUCCUCGCUGCUUCGCACCUCCGAGCCAGUCCGCCACGGCUCUCCGACUCAGACACCGCCGCAGUUUGCCAAAUUGGACUUCGCCACUUAUGACGGCACGGAGGACCCCCUCAACUGGCUCAACCAAUGCGAGCAGUUCUUUCGCGGGCAGCACACCCUCGCUUCGGAGCGUACCUGGCUCGCCUCUUACCACCUCCGCGGCGCGGCACAGACCUGGUACUACGCCCUAG